AUGGAGGCUGCAGUGCAGGGUAACUGUCUUCACACCGACAGUAACUGUUUUCACACCAACAGUAACUGCCUUCACACCGACAGUAACUGUUUUCACUCCAACAGUAACUGUCUUCACACCGACAGUAACAGUAACUGUCUUCACACCAACAGUAACUGUCUUCACACCGACAGUAACUGUCUUCACUCCAACAGUAACUGUCUUCACACCAACAGUAACUGUCUUCACACCGACAGUAACUGUCUUCACUCCAACAGUAACUGUCUUCACACCAACAGUAACUGUCUUCACACCGACAGUAACUGUCUUCACACCAACAGUAACUGUCUUCACACCGACAGUAACUGUCUUCACACCGACAGUAACUGUCUUCACACCGACAGUAACUGUCUUCACACCAACAGUAACUGUCUUCACACCGACAGUAACUGUCUUCACACCAACAGUAACUGUCUUCACACCAACAGUAACUGUCUUCACACCAACAGUAACUUUCUUCACACCGACAGUAACUGUCUUCACUCCAACAGUAACUGUCUUCACACCAACAGUAACUGUCUUCACACCAACAGUAACUGUCUUCACACCAACAGUAACUUUCUUCACACCGACAGUAACUGUCUUCACACCGACAGUAACUGUCUUCACUCCAACAGUAACUUUCUUCACACCAACAGUAACUGUCUUCACACCAACAGUAACUUUCUUCACACCAACAGUAACUUUCUUCACACCGACAGUAACUGUCUUCACACCAACAGUAACUGUCUUCACACCAACAGUAACUGUCUUCACACCGACAGUAACUGUCUUCACUCCAACAGUAACUUUCUUCACACCAACAGUAACUUUCUUCACACUAGGGUUGUCACGGUUUCAAGUUUUGAGUCACGAUAG
This is a messenger RNA of Knipowitschia caucasica, 897 nucleotides long. Lineage: Eukaryota; Metazoa; Chordata; Actinopteri; Gobiiformes; Gobiidae. The record is from the annotation of a GenBank genome assembly.